CCGAUCAUGGCACGAACCAAGCAGACCGCCCGUAAGUCCACCGGAGGCAAAGCCCCCAGGAAGCAGCUGGCCACCAAGGCUGCCCGUAAGAGCGCCCCGGCCACCGGCGGCGUGAAGAAACCUCACCGUUACAGGCCCGGUACCGUGGCUCUGAGAGAGAUCCGUCGCUACCAGAAAUCCACGGAGCUGCUGAUCCGCAAGCUGCCCUUCCAGCGUCUGGUGAGGGAAAUCGCUCAGGACUUCAAGACGGACCUGCGCUUCCAAAGCUCUGCUGUUAUGGCUCUGCAGGAGUCCAGCGAGGCUUACCUGGUGGGUCUGUUCGAGGACACCAACCUGUGCGCCAUCCACGCCAAGAGGGUCACCAUCAUGCCCAAAGACAUUCAGCUGGCCCGUCGCAUCCGCGGAGAGCGAGCUUAAACCUUCUGAUUCUCCCCACACAACAACGGCUCUUUUCAGAGCCACCACACUUUCUCAAAAGAACAAAUUCCUUUUCUGCAGAAUUAUGGCCAUGUUCUUGAAUAUGGUUCAAUUAUAAACUGGAAUAAUUAUUGCAUCAUAUGUGAGACAUGCAUUGUAUUUGACUUAGCAGGUGUUUUAUUAAACAGAGCAUUGUUUGAUAAAUGAACAGUCCAAGAUAUGAAGCUUGGUUAACUUUUGAGUAAAGAAACAUUCAUUUACACAUUGUUUAUUUUUAUGGCACAAUUAAACAAUACAAUUCCAUGUACCAACACUAACAUCCAAAUUGGUUGACAUAAGACUACAGCAGCAAACAAAAGUCUAACCUAGUUUUAAAGGCGCUGAGGUAUUCUGCAGCUUUCUAGAAUUUUGAUCACGGUAUGUGUAGCAGAAAAACUCUGCUGCUUAAUUUUUAACUGGCAACAGAUUAGACCGACAACCUAC
This is a messenger RNA of Pungitius pungitius (ninespine stickleback), 900 nucleotides long. Its product is annotated as histone H3. The record is from RefSeq and is a predicted model, not a curated record. Gene Ontology annotation, cellular component: nucleosome. Gene Ontology annotation, molecular function: DNA binding; structural constituent of chromatin; protein heterodimerization activity. The transcript has a single exon. The coding region runs from base 7 to 417 and encodes 136 amino acids. NCBI's taxonomy places the organism in Eukaryota, Metazoa, Chordata, Actinopteri, Perciformes, Gasterosteidae.